UUUCGAAAAUAAAUUGAAAUAAAAAGAUGCUUUAAAUUUUUGCCAGUGUUGAGAAAUAGCCGAUUUUGUGCUCCGAUGUCAACGCAUUAAGCCAAAAAUAAAACUAAAGUUAACACGCAGACUCUUCUUAACCUUUCAAAGCAAAACUGUAAUAAUCGAAGACCUAACUCAUCACCGGCAACUAAAAUUGACAUUUCAGAUCAACCCAAUUGUAUUCUUAUUUUGGUCUAAAUCAAAGAGGUUAUAGUUCCUUUACGUUAGUCUUUCUGAAUAUGAUAUAAUUAUUGAUGAAAGUGAUGUCGCCUCUUUAAACAACAGCGAAACACACGUCAGCAAAUUUUCCGUCAACUCCAGGAAAAACACCCCUACAAAAUGUCGGAAGAAAAGUUCUAUCAUUUUGGAUAUGCCAGUAACAUGUUGAAGGAGAGGUUGUUGGUCGAUAGACCAAAUGCAUACAAAAAAUUUGUUUGUGUUGCUAAACUUCAGGGCUACAAAUUGACAUUUGAUCGUAUCUGGCCUUUACCAGGCGAUUGGCAUGGACCGUGUGCUACUAUUAGACCAGAUCCAGGUGUUACAUGGGGAGUGGUAUGGGAAUUAGAGAAGGGAGAUAAAGAUGCUCUGAAAAACCAGGAGUGUAAACUGAAUGAUAUAGAUGUCAUAGUGGAAGACCAGUUUGGUAAUAAAUACACUUGUCUAGUAUUUGAGAUGGGUGGAAGUGAUCACCCGGGUGAACGACCUUCGCCUCAGUAUAAAGAUAUAAUUAUCAGAGGUGCCAGGCAAAGUGGAAUUCCUGAAGAUUAUAUCACAGUUUUGGAAUCUUUUGAAGAUAAUGGUUAUGAUGGACCCCAUGCCUUGUAUUCACAGGUCCUAGAAAGUUUGGGUCACCAAGCCUUUGUCACACUUUAUAUUUCGUCAAUCGGUUCCCGAAAACUAUCAAUGAGGACCUUUUUAUAUUUUGCCUUUGGGAGCAACUUGCUCAAAGAAAGGUUGCAUAUUGAAAACCCUUCAGCAAUCUUUAAAGGCAUUGCCAAACUACAGGGUUAUAAAUUCCUCUUUAGUUGGGGCAAUCAAGAUAGUUCACCUGAAGAGGCUUGCUGGAAAGGGUGUGCUGCUAACAUUACUGAAGAUCCGUCAAGCCAUGUUUGGGGAUCUUUAUGGGAACUGAAAGAUGAGGAUCGACCAAGUUUAGAUAGACAAGAAUGGGGCUAUAAUCCGAUAACAGUAACUGUUUGUGAUGAUAAGGGAGCAACAUAUACCUGUUUGACAUACCAGAUGAAGGGUGAACCAACUGGCGAGACUCUACCGUCCCCACAAUAUAAAGAUAUCGUUAUAAGAGGUGCUAAACAAUCCAUGUUACCUCCAGAAUAUAUUAAAUUCAUUGAAUCAUUCCCUGAUAACAAAAAUACUACACCCGUUGAUAUUUAUGAUCAUAUAGUAAAAUCAUUAACUUAAAAUUGUUUCUUAAGUCCAAUAUUGUGUUACUGUUUCACUCCACAUGCGACAGGAACCCUUUUCUAUAGUUAUAUAGUACAUGUAAUACAAAUUCCUUUAAUUUCAUUACUCUUCUAAUGGGGUACUUAUUCUUAA
Molecule: messenger RNA, 1587 nt
Organism: Patella vulgata (common limpet)
Lineage: Eukaryota; Metazoa; Mollusca; Gastropoda; Patellidae
Exons: 7
Coding region: 373-1452 (359 amino acids)
Molecular function (GO): gamma-glutamylcyclotransferase activity
Source: RefSeq, a predicted model, not a curated record